AUGGCUAAUGAGAUUAUUAAGUGCUUGCGUGAUUGGGGCUUAGAUAAAAUAUUUACCAUCACAGUCGAUAACGCUAGUUCGAAUGACGUGACUGUGAAAGAGUUGUCUAAGAUGUUCACUAAACGGGGGAUCAAUUUCAUGAAUGGAGAACACCUUCAUGUGAGGUGUAUGACGCAUAUUCUAAAUCUUAUUGUUCAAGAUGGUUUGAAGGUGUCUGUUGUUUCUAUUGAACGGGUUAGAAAAGCAGUUAAAUACAUAAGGUUGUCUCCUGCAAGGUGUAAAAGGUUCCAAGAAUGUUGUGAAGAUGUUGAUAUUAAUUGUAAGAAAUCUUUAAGUUUGGAUGUUUCUACAAGAUGGAACUCCACAUACUUGAUGUUAAAUAGAGCUAUUGAGUUUGAAAAUGCAAUUUCCAGCUAUUCUGCUCAUGAUAUUGGCUUGUUACAUUACCUUCAGUUUGUUGAGGAUGAAGAUGGAAAGGAUGAAAAUGGAAGCGCUGUUGGUGCCCUUUUGAGUGAUGACUGGGACAAUGUAAGAAAAAUUGCUAAUUUUCUUCAAAUUUUUCAUGAUCUUACCAGAGAAGUAUCUGGAUCACACUACGUCACAACAAACUCACAUUUUCUUAAAAUUUGUGAGGUUUCUUGUUAUUUGAAACAAUUGAUAUCAAGCGAAGAUGAUAGUGAUGAUCUUUUGGGUAAAAUUGCUUCAAAUAUGAGAGAAAAAUUUGAUAAGUAUUGGGGUACUCCAAAGAAGAUGAACAAAAUGAUUUUUAUUUCUUGCGUUUUGGAUCCUCGUCACAAGUUUAUUUCAGUUGACUUUGCACUUCAAAUGAUGUUUGGGAAAGAAGCUCCAAUUUUAGAGAAAGGAGUUAGAGACUACAUGGAGUUGUUGUUUGGUGAAUAUGUAAAGUCCCUUUCUAAAGAUAAAGGUAGUCAACACUCUUCGUCUUUAUCUAGUUCUUCAUCUGAAAAUUCCAGUUCACUACUUUCAAGUUCAGGCAGUGUUGUCCAAUCGAUAGGAUCUUUAGGGACAUUCAUGGGUGAUCUAAUGAAACAUAAAGCUGAAAAUACAACAACUGUCAAAACAGAAUUGCAAAAAUAUCUUGCUGAAGAAAAUGAAGUUGAAAGCAAGAACUUCAACAUCUUGUCUUGGUGGAAAAUAAACUCACCCAGAUUUCCCGUUCUUGCUGAGAUGGCUCGAGAUGUGCUAGCUAUUCCCAUUUCAAGUGUGGCAUCCGAGUGUGCGUUUAGUACUGGUGGACGUAUCUUGGAUUCAUUUAGGAGUUCAUUAACUCCUAAAUUAGUGCAAACACUAGUGUGCCUUCAAGAUUGGAUAAGAAGUGAAUCAAAACCUAUAAGUGUUGAGGAAGAUAUAGAUGUCCUCGAACAGCUUGAACAAGAUUUGGCUAAUACUAGCAUUCUGGAUGAUUAA
Molecule: messenger RNA, 1428 nt
Organism: Solanum pennellii
Lineage: Eukaryota; Viridiplantae; Streptophyta; Magnoliopsida; Solanales; Solanaceae
Product: zinc finger BED domain-containing protein RICESLEEPER 2-like
Exons: 2
Coding region: 1-1428 (475 amino acids)
Molecular function (GO): DNA binding; protein dimerization activity
Source: RefSeq, a predicted model, not a curated record